ACUGAGCCGUUGUUGACUGAGCGCUUGCAGAACAAAGUGCCAGGCCUGCGGGGGAUGUUUGCUUGAUCAGAGUUUGAUCUCUUGGCUGAAGUUCACCUAAAGCAGAAGCUUUUCAGGAAGAGCAAUCCCAUACCUCACUCUCUCCUUCUUUGUAACGUUGGAUGCUUGAAGUCCAUGAAAAAGAAAAUCCAGCCACUCAAAAAUUGUCAGCAAACCCGAUGUUGGGGACUUUCGCGUGCCCGCUGCUCGAGGUUCGCCCAUCCAGAGGACUCGUGGAUGAGAAGUUUCAAAUUACCGUAGUGAAUUUACCGCCUGCCCACAAAGUGACCCUGCAUUCGCUGCACCAGUCUGAGGAUGGCGACUUCUGGGAGGCGUUUGGGUUCUACGUUAGUGACACCGAUGGCCGAGUCACGGCUGACCGGGACGAAAGCCUGGGGGGCACGUUUGAGGGGGUCGAACCCAUGGGCUUGUUGUGGAGCUUGAGGCCAGUGCCGGGAAGCAGGACGGGACUACGGUUACGAAAGAAGCAUGUGACUUCUCCAGUGGUGGUCCGCAUCUCGGUGUACGAAGGCCACGUCAGCCAGAGGUUCGGGGAGCUGGUGGCUUUGGCGUGUGCUGUCGCCGAGCGCUGGUACAUGGGCCCCGGUGUUCGUAGGGUGGAUGUCAGAGAGGCUGGGGUUACCGGGACCCUCUUCCUGCCUCAAGGUCCUGGGCCCUUUGCAGGUGUGCUGGACAUGUGGGGCGGGGGCGGGGGGCUGGUGGAGUACCGUGCUGCCCUCCUGGCGUCGCACGGAUUUGUCACCAUGGCACUGGAGUAUCUUCCUGCAGACGAGUCCAGAACCGCUGAUAUCGAGUUGGGCUAUUUCGAUGCAGCCUUUAAAUUAGUGCAAGAGCACCCCCUGGUGGCCAGAAAUUGUGUUGCGGUGCUGGGUCUGUCCUUCGGAACUUCUGUGGCCUUAUCCAUGGCUGCCUACUCUACAGUUGCCAAGCCCAGAUGUUGUGUAUGUAUCAGCGGGAGCCACGUCCAUCCCAUAAACAAAUCCAUUCAUUCAGUUUUUCAAGAGAUACAGGAAAAUUUCCAGAAAACACGUUUAGAUGAAAACAGCUAUUUGGUCUGGAGGGACGUGAUUUUGCCUCUGCCAUCUGAGCCUGGCCUGAAAGUAGAUGUCGGGAGGAUCAGGUGUCCGUUGCUGCUGAUCGUCGGGCAGGAUGAUCAGAACUGGGCCACGGUGGAGUCGGCAGAGGAUAUUCAGAAGAUGAUGGAGGAAGCUGGGAACAGUCACCUCCUUACCAUACUGUCGUACCCUGGAGCCGGACAUCUCAUUGAACCACCCUACAGUCCUCAUAUCCGUGCCAGUAACUAUAUUCUACGUAGGGACAAAGUCAUUAUGCUGUGGGGGGGGCAAACCAAGCCACACGCAGACGCCCAGGAAGAUUCCUGGAAGGAGAUCCUGGAGUUUCUGCAGCUGCACCUCUAUCGCGCCCAGGACUCUGCUCCCCUCGCCAGGCUCUGAGCUCACCCCAGCCACAGCGAAAGUCUGGAAACGGACGGUGACACUCUGGUGGACCCAUCCACCAAAAAAAGGCUUCAGAUCAGGUUAUAUUGAUGGCAGUGUUUUGUAAAAUCCUUUCAAGUUGCGUUAAUGUCAAAGUGAAGGACUGACAAGCUGAUAUCUGAAUCAGGAACAUACUGCAGAUCGGUAGUCCCAGCUGCCAGACUGUGCUGUGAAAUUCUGGUCCAUCAGAGGCUAACGAGGUGAGCCGCUAAAACUCUUAACUUCUCUAAAUAAGGUAUUAUUAUGAUGUUGUCCGAAUUCACCUGCCGGCUCUGUGCCUCUUCAUGGAAGACAGUUCCCAGCUCCUGCCUUUUGAAACUGAUGGGUGUUACUUAGUAGCGAAAAAUGGAGUUACUGCAGCAAUUGUCUCAUCAAUGCAGUAAAACUAUUGUAUCCAGUAUUAGGAAAGUAACACUAUUAAACAUUUACACAUAAAAAAUCCUUUGCCUUGUUCCUCUUUUGAUUACCUUGUGCUCUGUGCAGUAUCCAACAUUUCAAUGUGUUAAAAUUGCAGUAAUCAUUAGCGUGUCUGUGUAUGUGUGUAUUAAAGGAUUAAAGUGUACAAAAUCUGUUAUAAUUCUAAAUUAUAAGUACAAUUGUGUUUG
Molecule: messenger RNA, 2161 nt
Organism: Brienomyrus brachyistius
Lineage: Eukaryota; Metazoa; Chordata; Actinopteri; Osteoglossiformes; Mormyridae
Gene: acot18
Product: acyl-CoA thioesterase 18
Exons: 11
Coding region: 162-1514 (450 amino acids)
Biological process (GO): fatty acid metabolic process; acyl-CoA metabolic process
Molecular function (GO): fatty acyl-CoA hydrolase activity
Source: RefSeq, a predicted model, not a curated record